Messenger RNA from Orbicella faveolata, 2006 nucleotides. RefSeq names its product carbonic anhydrase 2-like. Gene Ontology annotation, molecular function: zinc ion binding; carbonate dehydratase activity. The record is from RefSeq and is a predicted model, not a curated record. Gene Ontology annotation, cellular component: cytoplasm. Lineage: Eukaryota; Metazoa; Cnidaria; Anthozoa; Scleractinia; Merulinidae.
UCUUGGAAUUUCAACCUUUACUUAUUAUUACGAAUUACUGGAGAGAGUAUCGCGGUUAACUUUCCGUGACUCUCUUAGUAUGAGGUGCUUACCGAGUUUAGCAUGAUUGACAAUGUGGGCACCCGGUUACGUACGAAAUUCCAUAUUCAUGACCAAAUGGGACUGUUUCAAAAAUGAUAGAGUUUCUUAUCAGUUGUGACUUUAAUAAGGUGUUUUCUCGUACGUUAAAGUUCAAAACAUCAUGUAUUAAAGAGACCCUGGCUAAGUGUUCUACAAAUAUUGCUUUUAGUCAAUGUUGGUACAAUAUACAUUUUCAGAUUGUUAAGAUCGUUCCUUUUUCUUUAUAUCACAGAAGAAAAUAUGGUUCAAUCCGUUCUGUUUUUCGUUCUCAUGGUCUUACCUCUGGCUACCCAAGGAGCGAAGUGGAAGUACGGUAAAACAGAUAAAACAGGCUACGGUCCAGUGGACUGGGGAAAAGUAUCACAGAACUGUGACAAGAGUGCCCAGUCUCCCAUAAAUAUUGAAACCAGCUCGUUAAUAAAGGCCCCGAACGGCAAAGGUUUGAAGCUUACUUGUGACAACUCCGGAUAUGUCAGUGGAAAGAUCGUCAACAAUGGACAUGCUCCAACAUUGAAUAUCGACAAGACCAAAGGAACAUGUCGACUUAGCGGGGGUCCUUUAGGAAAUAGCAAGUACAAACUGCAACAGUUUCAUUUUCAUUUUGGUUGUAAAGACGACGAAGGAUCUGAGCACACUGUGGACGGCGACGCAUAUUCCGGAGAGCUUCACUUGGUGACUUAUAACACAAAGUACCGCGAUUUUGCUACCGCUGCUGAUAAAACCGAUGGCCUGUCCGUUAUUGGUGUAUUCCUUCAGGAGGAAGAUGAUGAUGAUGAUGACAGCAACUAUUCGUUGCGCAGACUGGCUAAGGCAAUGCGGAGGAUAAGGGACAAGGAUCAACAAUUUCAGGUGAAUGGUUUGUCCUUGUUCGACUUGGUGGCUCAACUGAGAGAUCUGUCCGGGAGUUCCUUUUACUCGUACAAGGGAUCUCUGACCACCCCUCCCUGUUACCAGUCAGUCAGUUGGAUUGUGCUUGAGGAGGCAAUUUCUGCUCGUAAAAAAGAGUUGGACGCUAUGAGAGGUCUCCGCAAUCACGAGAAGCAACCCAUGUGUGGCAACUUCAGGCCACCUAAGCCAAUAAACGGACGUACAGUGUCAGAAUUCUCCGGAUAGGCUCGGCUGAUCACAACCACUCGGGACUACAUCGAAGUUACUAUAAAUGUUAUGUAGUGGUAAACUGUUAGGGUAUCAUCGCGUAAAGCGUGUAAAAGUUUAAUUUAACACAAUGUGUAGUGAAAUAAAAAACUAAAAUGAGGUUGUUCAUGACAAAUUUACCAAGUAGAUAGAUAGAUUACUAGUUUAAUUCUUAUAAUUAUCGUGCAUAGUCAGCAAGUGCGGCAAAAAGAAGUUGAAACCUGGAAAGAGUUGCUUGCUGUUAUCCUUUAUUAACUGAAAAAAAGUGAACCCUGUCAAUCACUACGGAUCUGUAGAUCACUGUGGGAAGUAGGGUUGGCGCAGUGGUAAGAGCGUUCGCCUUCCACCAAUGUGGCCCGAUGUGCGAAUCCUGAACCCGGCAACAUAAGUGGGUUGAGUUUGUCGUUGGUUCUCGCCUUGCUCCGAGGGAUUUGCUCCGGGUUCUCCGGUUUUCCUUCCUCCACAAAAAAAACAACUCUUCUAAAUUCCAAUUCGAUCUGGAAACAGUGGACGAAGAGCGUCUAUUCCUAUUAUUUGUUUAUUUAUUUAUUUAUUUAUUUAUUUAUUUAUUGUAUUCAUUGACCUUCUUGACAUGCCUUGAAUUUGUUUCGUGUAAAAAAUAAUCCAAGCUGUGAACACGAUACUGUUGCUACAAGGGAAAAGACUUUCUAAAACUUUCGAAAUUAAUGAUAAGUGAAUUAAUACUCGGGCUUUUACAGCGCAGUUUCAGUGUUUUCAAGAGAAGGAACAUU